AUGAAGCCAGAGGUUGAACAAGAAUUGGCUCACGUCCUUUUGACUGAGCUUUUGGCGUACCAGUUUGCUUCUCCAGUGAGAUGGAUUGAAACACAAGAUGUUUUCUUGAAGGAUUUCAACUCUGAGCGUGUUGUUGAAAUUGGUCCUUCUCCAACUUUGGCUGGUAUGGCCCAGAGAACCAUCAAGAACAAGUACGAAUCUUACGAUGCUGCUUUGUCCUUGCAAAGACAAGUGUUGUGUUACUCAAAGGAUGCUAAGGAGAUCUAUUACACUCCAGACCCAGCUGAAUUGGCUCCUAAGGAGGAAGCUACUGGUGCUGAAUCUGCUCCAGCAGCAGCAGCAGCAUCUGCUCCUGCCCCAGCUGCUGCUGCCGCCCCAGCUGCCGCUCCAGCCGCCGCCGCCGCUCCAGUCGCUGCAGCAGCUGAUAUUCCAGAUGAAGCGGUUAAGGCCUCUCUAUUAAUCCACGUUUUGGUUGCUCAAAAGCUAAAGAAGCCAUUGGAACAAGUCCCAAUGUCCAAGACCAUCAAGGACUUGGUUGGUGGUAAAUCUACCGUCCAAAACGAAAUUCUAGGUGAUCUAGGUAAGGAAUUUGGUACCACUCCUGAAAAACCAGAAGAAACUCCAUUGGAAGAAUUGGCUGAAACUUUCCAAGAAUCAUUCUCUGGUUCUCUAGGUAAGCAAUCCUCUUCUUUGAUUUCCAGAUUGCUUGCUUCUAAGAUGCCUGGUGGUUUCACUAUCACUGUUGCCAGAAAGUACUUGCAAACUCGUUGGGGUUUGGGUUCUGGUAGACAAGAUUCCGUCUUGCUAGUGGCUUUGACUAACGAACCAAGUGCUCGUCUAGGUUCUGAAGCCGAUGCAAAGGCCUUCUUGGACUCAAUGGCUCAAAAGUACGCUUCCAUCGCUGGUAUCAACUUGGCUGCUGCUUCCGCCAGUGCCGGUGCCGCUGGUGGUGCCGCUGGUGGCUCCGGUGCUACUAUCGAUGCCGCUGCUUUCGAAGAAUUGAACAAGGAUCAAAGAGUUUUGGCCCGUCAACAAUUGGAAAUCCUUGCCCGUUACUUGAAGUUGGACUUGAACCAAGGAGAAAAGAAGUUCUUGAAGGAAAAGGACACUGUCGCAGAACUACAAUCACAACUAGAUUACUUAACAGAAGAAUUGGGAGAGUACUUCAUCCAAGGUGUCUCUACCUCCUUCUCUAGAAAGAAGGCUAGAGUUUUCGAUUCCUCCUGGAACUGGGCUAAACAAUCUUUGUUGACUUUGUACUUCGAAAUUAUUCACGGUGUUCUAAAGAACGUCGACAGAGAAGUCGUCACCGAAGCCAUUAACAUCAUGAACAGAUCCAACGAAACCUUAAUUAAGUUCAUGGAAUACCACAUCUCUCAUACUGAUGAAAACGAUGGUGAAAACUACAAGUUAGCUAAGCAGUUGGGUCAACAAUUGAUCGAAAACUGUAAGCACGUCUUGCACAUGGACCCUGUUUACAGAGACAUUUCCAAGCCAACUGGUCCAAAGACCAUCGUUGACAAGAACGGUAACAUUAAAUAUUCUGAAGAACCAAGAGAAGCUGUUAGAAAGUUCUCACAAUAUGUCCAAGAAAUGGCUCUUGGUGGUCCUUUGACAAAGGUGAACGAAGGUUCCAUCACAGAAGACUUGAAGAGAGUCUACAAGGCUAUCUCUGCUCAAGCUGCUGCUCACAACAUCUCGGACUCUACUCAAAUUCAAUUCGAAACUUUGUACGGUGAAUUGAUCGAAUUCUUGGAAUCUUCCAAGGAGAUCGAUGCCUCUGUCGCAACAAGACCAGCUGGUGUCGACGAAGAUGCUUUGGAUGAGGACUCCACAAAGGAGGUCGCUUCCUUGCCAACCAAGUCUGCUAUCGUUAAGACUGUCUCAUCGACUAUUCCAAGAGAAACUGUUCCAUUCUUGCAUUUGAAGAAGAAGUUACCAAGUGGUGAAUGGGCUUACGACCGUCAAUUAUCCUCUUUGUUCCUAGACGGUUUGGAGAAGGCUGCCAUUAAUGGUGUCACCUUCAAGGACAAGUACGUUUUGAUCACUGGUGCCGGUGUCGGUUCCAUUGGUGCCGAAGUUCUACAAGGCUUGGUCCAAGGUGGUGCUAAGGUUAUUGUCACUACUUCUCGUUUCUCCAAGAAGGUUACUGACUACUACCAAUCUAUCUAUGCCAAGUAUGGUUCCAAGGGUUCUACUUUGAUCGUUGUUCCAUUCAACCAAGGUUCUAAGCAAGAUGUUGAAAACUUGGUUGACUUCAUCUAUGAUGAUGAGAAGAACGGUGGUCUAGGUUGGGAUUUGGAUGCCAUUAUUCCAUUUGCUGCCAUCCCAGAAAAUGGUAUCGAAUUGGAAAACAUUGACUCCAAGUCUGAAUUCGCUCACAGAAUCAUGUUGACCAACAUCUUGAGAUUGAUGGGUUGUGUUAAGAAGCAAAAGUCUGCUAGAGGUAUUGAAACCAGACCAGCCCAAGUUAUCUUGCCAAUGUCUCCUAACCAUGGUACUUUCGGUGGUGAUGGUAUGUACUCUGAAUCUAAGUUAUCUUUGGAAACUUUGUUCAACAGAUGGUACUCCGAAUCUUGGGGUAACCAAUUGACCAUCUGUGGUGCCAUUAUUGGUUGGACCAGAGGUACUGGUUUGAUGUCUGCUAACAACAUCAUCGCUGAAGGUAUUGAAAAGAUGGGUGUCCGUACUUUCUCUCAAAAGGAAAUGGCCUUCAACUUGUUGGGUUUGUUGAUCCCAGAAGUUGUCAGUUUGUGCCAAAAGUCUCCAGUUAUGGCUGACUUGAACGGUGGUCUACAAUUCUUGAACGACUUGAAGGAAUUCACCGGUAAGCUACGUAGCGAAUUGAUGGAAACUUCUGAAGUCAGAAAGGCUGUUUCUAUUGAAACCGCUCUUGAACACAAGGUUGUUUCUGGUAACAACGCUGACGCUGCUCAUUCCAAGGUUGAAGUUCAACCAAGAGCUAACAUCCAAUUGAACUUCCCUACUUUGAAACCUUACGAUGAAAUCAAGAAGAUUACUGCUCCAGAAUUGGAAGGUAUGUUGAACUUGGAAAGAGUUAUUGUCGUUACCGGUUUCUCUGAAGUCGGUCCAUGGGGUUCUUCAAGAACCAGAUGGGAAAUGGAAGCCUACGGUGAAUUCUCUUUGGAAGGUUGUGUCGAAAUGGCCUGGAUUAUGGGUUUGAUUAAGUACCACAACGGUAACUUGAAGGGUCGUCCAUACACCGGUUGGGUUGAUGCUAAGACUAACGAACCUGUCGAUGACAAGGACGUCAAGGCUAAGUACGAAGCUCACAUUUUGGAACACGCUGGUAUUAGAUUAAUCGAGCCAGAAUUGUUCAACGGCUACAACCCAGACAAGAAGCAAAUGAUCCAAGAAAUCAUUAUUGAAGAAGAUCUAGAAGCCUUCGAAGCUUCUAAGGAGACUGCUGAACAAUUCAAGCUGGAACACGGUGACAAGGUUGAUAUCUUCGAAAUCCCAGAGACUGGUGAAUACUCUAUUAAGUUGCUAAAGGGUGCUACUUUGUACAUUCCAAAGGCUUUGAGAUUUGACCGUCUGGUUGCUGGUCAAAUUCCAACUGGUUGGGAUGCCAAGACUUAUGGUAUUUCUGAAGACACUAUCUCUCAAGUUGAUCCAAUUACCUUGUUUGUUUUGGUUUCCGUCAUUGAAGCAUUCAUUGCAUCUGGUAUCACCGAUCCAUACGAAAUGUACAAGUAUGUCCACGUUUCUGAAGUCGGUAACUGUUCUGGUUCCGGUAUGGGUGGUGUUUCUGCUUUGCGUGGUAUGUUCAAGGAUCGUUACAAGGACGAACCAGUGCAAAACGAUAUCUUGCAAGAAUCUUUCAUCAACACCAUGUCUGCUUGGGUUAACAUGUUGUUGAUUUCUUCUUCUGGUCCAAUCAAGACACCAGUUGGUGCUUGUGCGACUGCUGUCGAAUCUCUGGACAUUGGUGUUGAAACCAUCUUGUCUAACAAGGCAAAGAUCUGUAUUGUUGGUGGUUACGAUGACUUCCAAGAAGAAGGUUCUUACGAGUUCGGUAACAUGAAGGCUACUUCCAACACCUUGGAAGAAUACGAACACGGCCGUACACCAGCUGAAAUGUCCAGACCAACCACUACCACCCGUAAUGGUUUCAUGGAAGCUCAAGGUGCUGGUAUCCAAGUUAUCAUGACUGCCGAUUUGGCUUUGAAGAUGGGUGUUCCAAUCUACGGUAUCUUGGCCAUGACUGCUACUGCUACUGAUAAGAUCGGUAGAUCUGUUCCAGCUCCAGGUAAGGGUAUUUUGACUACUGCCAGAGAACAUCACGGUAACUUGAAGUUCCCAUCUCCAAUGUUGGACAUCAAGUACAGAAAGAGACAAUUGACUGCUCGUCAAGAACAAAUUAAGCAAUGGGUUGAGAAUGAAAUUGAGAUGUUGAGAUACGAGGUUGAAAGUGUUCCUGCUGAAGAGCAAGAAGAAUUCAUCCAAGAACGUACUGCUGAAAUCGAACGUGAAGCUUCUAACCAAUUGAAGGCUGCUCAACAACAAUGGGGUAAUGAAUUCUACAAGUCUGAUCCAAGAAUUGCUCCACUAAGAGGUGCUUUGGCUACUUACGGCUUGACCAUUGAUGACUUGGAUGUUGCUUCCUUCCACGGUACCAGUACCAAGGCCAAUGACAAGAACGAAUCUGCUACUAUCAACGAGAUGAUGAAGCACUUGGGUAGAUCUGAAGGUAACCCAGUUCUUGGUGUGUUCCAGAAGUACUUGACUGGUCAUCCAAAGGGUGCUGCUGGUGCCUGGAUGAUGAACGGUGCCUUGCAAAUCUUGAAUUCCGGUAUUGUUCCUGGUAACCGUAACGCUGACAAUGUCGACAAGUUGUUGGAGCAAUUCGAAUACAUUUUGUACCCAUCUCACUCUAUCAAGACUGAUGGUAUUAAGGCUGUUUCUGUUACCUCGUUUGGUUUCGGUCAAAAGGGUGCUCAAGCCAUCGCUGUGCACCCAGAUUUCUUGUAUGCUGCUGUAGACAAGACCACUUACGAGAAGUAUGUUGAGAAGUGCAGACUAAGAGAAAAGGCUGCAUACAAGUACUUCCACCACGGUAUGAUCAACAACUCCUUGUUUGUUGUCAAGGAACACGCCCCAUACUCUGACGACUUGGAACAAGGUGUGUACUUGGACCCAUUGGCCAGAGUUACCAACGACAAGAAGACUGGUGAGUUGAAAUUCACUCCAGCCAAGAUUCAAUCCGAGGAAUCCUACGUUUCUGAGGCAAACAAGAAGACUGCUUCCGUGGUUAACGGUUUGGUUCAGAACUUGCAAGGUGCAAGUGGCAAGAAAUCCAGCUUAUCUCCAGGUGUCGAUGUGGAACUGAUCAAGAGCAUCAACAUCGAGAACGAGACAUUUUUGGAAAGAAACUUCACCAAGCAAGAAAUUGAGUACUGCCAAAAGCAACCAUGUCCACAAGCAUCAUUUGCAGGAACCUGGUCUGCCAAGGAGGCUGUAUUCAAGUCCUUGGGUGUGAAGUCUCAAGGUGCUGGUGCCCCACUAAAGGAUAUUGAAAUUGUGCGUGAAAAGUCUGGCGAACCACCAAAGGUCCAAUUGCAUAAUGAGGCUGCUAAGAUUGCCUCAUCUGCUGGUGUCUCCAAUGUGAAAGUCUCCAUUUCUCACGAUGACUUGCAAUCCGUUGCCGUGGCCAUUGCCGAGUAA
Kluyveromyces marxianus DMKU3-1042 is the source of this 5685-nucleotide messenger RNA. It is a transcript of the gene FAS2, whose product is annotated as trifunctional fatty acid synthase subunit FAS2. Gene Ontology annotation, biological process: long-chain fatty acid biosynthetic process. The transcript has a single exon. Gene Ontology annotation, cellular component: fatty acid synthase complex. Gene Ontology annotation, molecular function: 3-oxoacyl-[acyl-carrier-protein] synthase activity; magnesium ion binding; holo-[acyl-carrier-protein] synthase activity. NCBI's taxonomy places the organism in Eukaryota, Fungi, Ascomycota, Saccharomycetes, Saccharomycetales, Saccharomycetaceae. Bases 1 to 5685 code for a protein of 1894 amino acids. The record is from RefSeq and is a predicted model, not a curated record.